Messenger RNA from Sabethes cyaneus, 1067 nucleotides. RefSeq names its product zinc finger protein Xfin-like. NCBI's taxonomy places the organism in Eukaryota, Metazoa, Arthropoda, Insecta, Diptera, Culicidae. The coding region runs from base 67 to 942 and encodes 291 amino acids. Gene Ontology annotation, molecular function: zinc ion binding; DNA-binding transcription factor activity; RNA polymerase II cis-regulatory region sequence-specific DNA binding. The transcript is spliced from 3 exons. Gene Ontology annotation, cellular component: nucleus. Gene Ontology annotation, biological process: regulation of transcription by RNA polymerase II. The record is from RefSeq and is a predicted model, not a curated record.
UACGUUUGAAUUCGUAUUGUUUUUUCUUUGUUCGAAAAAAAAUCUUCAAAUCUUAUUGGAUAAAAGAUGUUCUUGAAUGGAAUACUUUCGCUUGAAGAACUACAAUUGCCUUCGCAAACAACAAGCUACUGCCGACUUUGUCUGACUGAAGAGAAUCUCAUGGAACUAGGAUCCUUUGGAAAGGUGCUUUCUGUAGCGGUUACCAACCAUGACAGUACAGCUCAGCUGGUUCAGUUGAUCUAUGAAUGUACGAAUGUUAAGCUUUCGCUUGUCGACGAGCCGGAUUGUGCCAUCUGCGGUGGUUGCCAACGAGCGCUGGCCGAGUUUCAUCGCUUCCGAUCGCAGGCGAAACGCGUGGACGAACUUAUCAAAUCUCGUCUGGUGGAGAAUUCUUUCAAGCCAACUGGAAACGUGAAUGAAACCGAUAAGACUGAUGACCUCAAACCACAAUUGCCUGUAGAUAAUAGUUCACCCAGCGAAAGCGCAAUUAGUCAUAAGUUACUAUCGAAACGGAACUACUCGCCCACGAAUGGUACCAUAAAACCGCGUCCUCGAACAAAGAUUUUAAAACCGUUUCUGGUUGCGGUCGCAAACGGAGGUAAGCAUAAAUGCCGCUACUGCCCGAAAUCGUUCCACACAUCCAACGGGUUGGCGGAGCACGCUCGUCUGCAUAACCGUCCGCACCAGUGUCCCAACUGUCUGGAACAGUUCCAGCACGCACCGUCGCUGGCGAGACACGUACGCAACAGGACCUGUUUCACCUUCACCAAAUAUCGCUGUCGAGUGUGCGCGGAAAGUUUCCUAGAGCAGGGUCAUUGGGUGGAGCACAUCAAGAUUCAUGCCGUCGAUUUUCCCUACCAAUGCCAGGAGUGUCUGUCACAGUUCAAACAUAAAGCCACCUUACGACGUCACGUCAACACGGUGCACCUGCUGCAGUACUAGAAGAGUGCCCGAAAGUAUUUGUGAGUGUGUGUGAUAAAAAUUAAAUUAAAUUAAGAAAAAAAAAUAUUGCAAUGCCUAACUUAAUAGAAAUGAAUUAUUUUACCCUUCCUAAAAACGAAAUAGUA